GACUUUGUGUGCGGAGGGAGAUUACCGAUUCGCGACCCGGUUCGCCAUCCGGUGUCGUCCAUUCAACUUCCCCUGAAAACAACACCACGUGUGUGGGGGAUGAAUGGGUAGCUGUCAGUGCUGUCCACAUGCAAAUAUAACCGUACUGAGAGCAGAAAUUGCCGUUUACUGACCACAUUUUGUGCUCGCAUCAAACUCCAAAGGACACCACUCCUGGAGACGUGCGACGUGUUCACCAUGAGUUUUGUGGAGUAUUCAGACUUCGUUCAGGACGGGGACGUUGCCAUCAUCUACCUGGGCCACGAAUCCACGAUGCCCGUAAAGGUGCAGAAGGGCGCUCAAACACAAACCCGCUAUGGAGUUAUUCGCCACUCGACGGAUCUGAUUGGUCAGCGUUACGGGUCGAAGGUCACCUGCAGCAAAGGCGGGUGGGUCCACGUGCUUCACCCCACGCCUGAGCUGUGGACGGUCUCCCUGCCACACCGCACACAAAUCCUCUACACCACAGACAUCGCCACCAUCACCAUGAUGCUGGAGCUGAAGCCGGGAUCCAUCGUCUGCGAGUCAGGCACAGGUAGCGGCUCUCUAUCCCACGCCAUCCUUCGCACCAUCGCCCCCACGGGCCACCUGCACACGGUGGAGUUUCACCAGCAGCGGGCGGAGAAGGUGGCCGAGGAGUUCAAGGAGCACCGCGUGGAUCACCUGGUCACCGUCAGGAACCAGGACGUGUGCAAAGAGGGGUUUGGAGUGACCGGGGUGGCGGACGCUGUGUUCUUGGACAUCCCCAGCCCCUGGGAGGCGGUGGGGCAUGCCAAGGCUGCCAUGAAGAAACAUGGGGGUCGGGUGUGUUCGUUCUCUCCAUGCAUAGAGCAGGUUCAGAGGACGUGCGAGGCUCUGGCAGAUAAGGGCUUCAAGGAGAUCAGCACCAUGGAGAUCCUGCUGAGAGUCCACGACGUCCGGACCGUCUCCCUGUCGCUGCCGGACUUCGGCCCGGACCCCUCCGCUCAGACUCAGCCUGACACCAGAGAGGACGCGCCUCCCACCUCUGGACCAAACCAUGCCUCCCUCACCCUGAAGACCACCACUCCUCCCAGAGAAAUACCGGGUCACACAGGUUACCUCACCUUCGCUACCAAACCAAGAACCUAAAGCUCAGAGCCCAGGCUGAUUUGUCCCUAACCUAGUUUAUAAUCCUUACUCUGUGCCUCGCUCUAGUGUAUUUCCCUUGCACAUUUAUAAGACUGAGAUAAUCCAUCGGGGGUACCAGGUUCCUCCAGGUCCCGGUUGGCACUGCAGCGCCAAGAGGAUUUAAAGUUUUGUGUUACACAAUUUUGUGCUCCUGGUUUGUUACUUGCAUCAGGCCAGAGUGAAAAUGAUGCCAACAGCCAUUUAAUUUGAGAGGAAUUUACUGGCCUCCCCUUUUAUAAAAAUUACUUUUAAUCCGUGCUUCCAUUCAUGUG
Molecule: messenger RNA, 1460 nt
Organism: Xiphias gladius (swordfish)
Lineage: Eukaryota; Metazoa; Chordata; Actinopteri; Istiophoriformes; Xiphiidae
Gene: trmt61a
Product: tRNA methyltransferase 61A
Exons: 4
Coding region: 238-1149 (303 amino acids)
Biological process (GO): tRNA methylation
Cellular component (GO): tRNA (m1A) methyltransferase complex; nucleus
Source: RefSeq, a predicted model, not a curated record